Iphiclides podalirius (scarce swallowtail) is the source of this 233-nucleotide messenger RNA. The record is from the annotation of a GenBank genome assembly. NCBI's taxonomy places the organism in Eukaryota, Metazoa, Arthropoda, Insecta, Lepidoptera, Papilionidae.
GUGUUCUGCAACAGGAAUUAGUCUUGGUCAAAGACAAGAACCAACCACCACUGAUUUGGCUUCUCAGAGUCUUAAAAGUUCACCCCGGAGGAGACAACAUCAACCGUGUAGCAGCAAUCUUAACCAAGAAAGGAGUCACCCAGAGGUCCGACAACAACAUAUGUCCACUCUUGGUCUCCAAAGCAUCAUCUUUAGUAAAAUACUUCAACCCGGGCGGCAUGUUACGGCAACAC